GCAUUCAAGCUAAAUAGGUAGAACCUUCCGUCUACAUCGCCUUUAGAAAUUACCAUCACCAACAUUUUAUCCUUUAGGUGUUGUUCCUUCUCUUCGCUUUUGUCUUCACUUACAUCUUUUUUUUUUUUUCACUCCUAUGGUUCUAUCCAUAUACCAUCUCCAUAUCCUCACGGCCGCAUCCUUUGUCGGGGAAUUUGCAUGUCUUGUCACCUCGAAACGGAAACUUGACAACUGCCAAAAGCGUCUUGGCCUACAAAUUAAUCCCACGUGGAGGUUCUCUAACAAUACGUAUUCUUCUAUAUCGUCGAUAGAACCACACCAAAAUUUCAACUCUAUGAUCCCUUAGUUCAUUCUUAAAAUUGCUCGAGGGAGGACGGGCUACUGCAGGUACAAGGCAACGGGGUAUUGCAAGAUUUAAGUCAAAAAAGGGGCCCACCAUGGAGGUCCUCGAACUCGACAAUGACACCAGAGGGUGGAUCAUGUGCCUGGUGAGCGGUGUUGCGUGUGUGAUAGGAUCCUCAAUCAUCUGUGUCGAUGUGUUCGUACGGUUGCUUCCCGGUAAAAAGAACUUUCGAAUACAGGAUAGCAAUACCUUUCUCGCCUGCUCAUUGAGUUUGAGUUUUGGUGUCAUGCUGUUCAUGUCAUUAUAUAGCAUGUUACCUGAGGCGAAGGGUUACCUUCAAAAGGGAGGCUUUUCAGAUCAGAAUGCGGGCUUUAUUAUGAUGGGCUCUUUUGUGGGUGGUUUUGUUGGGAUACAAAUACUCUCGAGAUUGUUUCACCAAUUCAUACCAUCACAUGUUGUCGAUUGCGAUCACAGCCACGAUGAUCACCCCUUAGAUAUCCAUCACCAUUCGAAUGGUUUUCCUCGAAGGUUAUCCUCCCAUGCUCGAAGUAUACGUCAUCAUUCUUUACAUUCCCACUCUCACGGGCCAAAGCCCCAUACGAGCGAGAACGGACACGCUAGUGAAACCACGCCGUUACUCCCCACAAGUCCUUCGCACGAAACUCAUCGUAUACGACCGCUUAGGAGAGCGGAGACUGAGAGUCUCCCCGGUACCGCCCCUCCUGCUUCUCUACGCGGAGCUCGCAGCCGGGCUGCGACGUCGGAUAGACGGCCUUCGAUGUUGCAAAAGCGGGUAUUGUCAUUUGUGAAAGAUACCAAGCCAAAUUGUGACGAGGCUGGCCCGUGCUAUGGAUAUUCGGAUCCAUGUGGUCAAGAAUGCUUCAAGCACUUGAGCAACAGGUCCGGACUUCUAUCUCGAGCACCAACUAGUCUUAUUCGCAAUGCUACAACUGGACUCGGUGAAACAUAUAUAGAAACGGUGGAUGAAAAUGAUGAUCAUGAUGAUGAUCAUUCAACUGCAGUGAGCCCCACAUGUCGAAUGAGCCGCGUGCAUUCGCACGAUACUCACCACGAACAUGAAGAUGAUUGUCAUUCCGAAAAUUCCGAGGAUCCUGAGGCUCAACAUCACCACCACGUCGCCGAGAACGCCUUCUUAUCCAUUGGCCUUCAAACCUCAGUCGCUAUUGCGUUACAUAAAUUCCCCGAAGGCUUCAUUACCUACGCCACGAACCAUGCUAACCCCUCGCUUGGUUUCAAUGUAUUUCUAGCAUUAUUCGUCCACAAUAUCUCCGAAGGCUUUGCCCUUGCCCUACCAUUAUAUAUGGCAUUAAAUAGCAGGCCACGCGCCAUGCUAUGGUCUUCCAUGCUAGGCGGAUUAAGCCAACCGUUCGGCGCCAGUAUCGCUGUGCUAUGGUUUAAGUUGGCCUCGCAUACUAACAUAACGCCCGACGCGGUGGCUUACGGAUGCUUGUUUGCUAUCACAGCCGGCAUCAUGGCCAGCGUCGCCCUGCAGUUGUUCGUCGAGAGUUUGAGUCUGAAUCACAACCAGAACUUGAGUAUUCUAUUCGCUUUCUUGGGCAUGACGCUGCUGGGUGUCAGCAAUGCUUUUACGUCGCAUGCGCAUUAAUUAUGCGGGGCUACAAUACCAACUCAAAGGGUGAUAGGUCAGCAUAGGGAUGAUGAAGAGGGGAGGUGUAUUAUUGUCAUUAUUCAAUACUGGAUAGGAAUUAGGCUAGGCAUCGGUAGGCUGCAUCAUAAUGGGCGUUCUUAAUAGGUCUCACGGAUAUGAGGGACGCUGGGUACGAAAAUUAUAUGAACUUUGAAGUCUGGUUGUGUGCAUUGCAAGGGAAUAGUGGCUUGAUUGUACCAUGGCUCGGGAUACGCAUCCGUUUUUUAAAGCUCGGCUCCGCUGUACUAGGUAGCGAUGGAUAGGCCUGCGUUAUGUUGAGUUGGAAAAUAAAAAUCUAUUAGUUCUACGUUCGAUGCAGCCUGUAUUUUGUGACUUGCGUUUAUUAAUUAACAUAUUUUGCGGGAGUGAUACUCACCAACC
Hypoxylon trugodes is the source of this 2393-nucleotide messenger RNA. RefSeq names its product ZIP zinc transporter-domain-containing protein. The transcript is spliced from 3 exons. The coding region runs from base 438 to 1970 and encodes 510 amino acids. Gene Ontology annotation, biological process: zinc ion transmembrane transport. Gene Ontology annotation, molecular function: zinc ion transmembrane transporter activity. Lineage: Eukaryota; Fungi; Ascomycota; Sordariomycetes; Xylariales; Hypoxylaceae. The record is from RefSeq and is a predicted model, not a curated record. Gene Ontology annotation, cellular component: membrane.